UCUAAAUAUCUCGCGAAGAUUGCAAUAGCUGUGAAAAGGUGACAGCUCCGGUGACCUUGGAACAUUUUGGGCAGGAAAAGUCAGAAAAUGCGUUCUUCGUGAAAAGUCUCAAUUGAAGUCAUUCCGUGAGUGUUUUGGACGCCUGGACCGUGGACAAUGGCUGAGGGGAGCAAGAGUGAUGUGGUGGACAUGAAGGCGGAACCAUCCAGUCCGAGUGAGAAGCACUUUCAGUUGCAGCACCAUUCCCGAUGCAGCAGUUCCGGGAGCAUCCACACUCCCAAUUCCUCGGCUCACAACACUGAUGAUGACGAAGACAGUGACACGAACAGGAGUAACAGUUCCCUGAGCUACAAGGAGAGACGCAGGGAGGCUCACACCCAAGCCGAACAGAAGCGUCGAGAUGCCAUCAAGAAGGGCUAUGACACUCUCCAGGAACUCGUGCCAACUUGCCAGCAGCAGAACGAUGCUUCCGGAUACAAGUUGAGCAAGGCAGCUGUGCUCCAGAAAUCCAUCGAUUACAUCAGCUACCUCCAUCAGAAGAAGAAGAAGCAGGAGGAGGAGCGAGUGGCACUGCAAAAGGACGUUAUUGGGUUGAGGAUCAUCCAGAGUGGCUACGAACAGAUGCUGCAGAAUCAGCAAGCAUCUCCCGGACGCACAGAAGCUCGUAUCAGCGAGGACAUCAAGUUCCAAGUGUUUCAGGCCAUCAUGGACGAGAUGUUCCAAUCCUUCGAUACAAUCUCCAUGAAUGACUUCACAGAACUCACCACGGGAGUGAUUCCCUGGCUUGAGGAGAACUGCAAGCCACAUCUGCUGCGUGAUGUAGUGUCCAGGACCCUGAGGAACGUGGCGUCCAACUUACAGAAUUCUGCCAUGGAAAUGUAGACUUGUGUCACGUCGUGUGAGUAAGCACUAGUCGGAAGGACAAAUUUCGACCCAUUAAGUCAAGGUACGCGUUUUUAUUAUUUUUUUUUAUUGUUUUGUUGGGAUUUAUAAAAAUGUAGAAAACCGUAAAGGUGUAAAUUUUAGACAAUUUAGACUAGAUGGAGAUGUAAGGAAUGUGCGAAAAUUUGCAUUUUAAAGACAAAUAAACAAGAGAAAAAAUAUAA
Molecule: messenger RNA, 1106 nt
Organism: Phlebotomus papatasi
Lineage: Eukaryota; Metazoa; Arthropoda; Insecta; Diptera; Psychodidae
Gene: bigmax
Product: max-like protein X
Exons: 3
Coding region: 157-882 (241 amino acids)
Biological process (GO): regulation of transcription by RNA polymerase II
Cellular component (GO): nucleus
Molecular function (GO): DNA-binding transcription factor activity, RNA polymerase II-specific; protein dimerization activity; RNA polymerase II cis-regulatory region sequence-specific DNA binding
Source: RefSeq, a predicted model, not a curated record